Felis catus (domestic cat) is the source of this 3442-nucleotide messenger RNA. Its product is annotated as olfactory receptor 140. The transcript has a single exon. Gene Ontology annotation, cellular component: membrane. The record is from RefSeq and is a predicted model, not a curated record. Lineage: Eukaryota; Metazoa; Chordata; Mammalia; Carnivora; Felidae. Gene Ontology annotation, molecular function: olfactory receptor activity; G protein-coupled receptor activity. The coding region runs from base 2108 to 3016 and encodes 302 amino acids. Gene Ontology annotation, biological process: G protein-coupled receptor signaling pathway.
GAAGCUAUCGACCUCCUUAGAUCCAGGUAUUGUAAGUUUCCUAUAUUAUUUGGUUUUAUUUUUUUAUUCAUUCAACACACAGUCAUUGACUACUGUUCUAGGUCUGGCAAUAAUGACAAUAGACACAAAGAAUCUUCUUUAAAGAUACUCUAAGUGUAGGGUGGGAAGGUGGAGGGAGACCAAUACAACAUAGUGUGUGCAAAGAGCUAGGGUAGAGAUGCAAUCUGGGUGCUGUAGGAAUACAGUGAAAGUCCUUAUAAUCUAGCCUGGGUUGGGGGAAGAGGCCAUCUUCCUUGUGGAGAUAAUAGCUGAGCCUAUUUUCGGAGGAUGUAUGGGAGUAAGCCAGGAAAAUUGGGAAAGAUUGGAGGAAUAGCAUGUGGAUGACAAUGAGGUGUUGGUGAGCAUGACUUGAUCAGGGGAUUUAGAGUAGUUUCAUAUGGUUAAAGCACAUGGUAGUGGACAGGGAUGGAUAACAUGGUAGGGCAGUAAGAUCCAGGGACUUGCAAUGAGACUAAAAUGCUUAGAUUUUUAUCUUGAAGGUAAAAAGGAGCCAUUGGAGGAUAUGAUUGAAUGAUUGAAUUUUAUGUGCAAUACUAGAUGCAGUGUGGAUGAUUGAGCAGGUGUCUGCAUGAGAUAUGAGGCAGGAGAGAGGGAUGACCUUGUUGGAGCAACCGUCAGAUUAUUUUGCUAAUUGAUCUCAGUCUAGUGCUGAGAACUAUGGUUGGGGCAUGAUAGGUGCUCAAAAUGUUUCUGGAAUGAAUGAAUGAAUGAAUGAAUGAAUGAAUGAAUGAAUGAAUAGAUGAAUGUUAAGGUGUUGCAGACUCUGAGUCUGGAGUUCUCUCUUGUCCAGCAAGAGAGCAGAUGUAGAAUUGAGAGAGAGGCUAAUGUCGCGGAGUGGACAAGAACCCCGAGUAAGGGUCCUUGCUCUGUUUUUAUUAGUGUCAGAAGGCUUACACACGUGAUGGAUGUGCAGAAAAAGACAAUGAAUCCAUGAACAUUAACUCGUGUGUUAGAGAAAGGAGGUUUCGAAGAUACCUGGUGUUAGGGAUGUGGGUCAACGCAAAACAAAAUCCUGGCUCUGGGCAGAUGGCUGUUUAAAGCAGGCACUAGGCACUGCUUAGGGUUAUCUUAUCUUGCCUCAGGGAUAAGACAGAUAGAGCAUGCUACCUCAGGGUCAACAAGGCACCUUUCUUUUGCUAAUUAGCUCCCCUCUGGGCAGCUUCCCUCUUCUGUGGUCUAUAGCCCUGUUUACCUAUACUGGUCCUUCCCUCCUGUGACAGCAGCUUUCUGCUUCUGUAUUAUGUUGGCGGUGCUUCCGCCCAGUUUUCCUAAUCUUGGAUGCUUUCAUCUCAUGGCUUCCUAAUCCUAUGCCUUUGUUCUAAACUGGGGGUGCUUUCGCCCUGUUUACCUAAUCUUGGAUGCUUUCAUCCUAAACCUUGUUAACCCAUGGGUGCAAGCUCAGGAAAUUCCUAAACUUAUUCCCCCCAGUAAAGAACAAGACUUGAUAAGGUGUGGUGACUAAUUUUGCAAUUAUGAGGUGGACUAGUGAAGGGAGAAGUCAAGGAUGACUCACUCCCGUGUUUGUAGUGGGUGGCGGAGGAAAUGCGGAAGGGGGAGCAAGAGCUGAGUUGGGCUUGAGAUGAGGAAGUCGGUGCCCAUGUGCAUUGAGGAGUACAAAUGGGAGUUAGAAGUGUAGCUCCAAAAAAGCAACUGUAAAAAAAAAAAAAAAAUUAGAGGGAUUAUUUUCCCAGAAGUGGUUCUUUUCAGUGAACUAAAAUUUAUAUUAUCCUUUUAUCACAAAAAAACUUCCAUGAAGAUAUUUUCAGUCAGAAAACAGAAUUCAUACUUACCGGUUAAAAUGCAAGAGAGGUAAUAUUUCGGGAGUUGUUUAUUUUAUCUGCUAUUUAACUUUGUACUCUGUCAAAAUUAUUAAUUAGAAAUGCAGAAAAUGAUUUUCAUUAUUAACAGGUUCUUUGGGAUUCAGGAUUUGGGAUAAUGCUAUUCCACAAACACUGAUUUCCCCCAACUUGAAAAAAUUUCUUGAAAGAGGUAGUAAUACAUUUUUCUUGGGAAAUCUCUUUUCACCCAAGUCCUUGCUCAUGGAUUCAUGGAUAGUCCACGAAACAUCACGGAAUUUUUCAUGCUGGGACUCUCGCAAAACUCUGAAGUGCAGAGAGUUUUGUUUGUGUUCUUUUUGAUUGUCUACCUUGUCUCUGUUGGGGGCAACCUACUUAUCAUGAUCACCAUUAUCUUCAGUCCCACCUUGGGCUCCCCUAUGUACUUUUUCCUGUCAUGUUUGUCCUUUAUUGAUACUUGCUAUUCCUCAUGUAUGACCCCCAAACUCAUUGCAGACUCCUUGUAUGAGGGGAGAACCAUCUCUUUUGAGGGCUGUCUGAUUCAAUUCUUUGUUGCCCAUUUACUGGGAGGAACUGAAAUCAUUCUGCUCACGGUCAUGGCCUAUGACCGCUACGUGGCCAUCUGCAAGCCUCUGCACUACACGACCACCAUGACCAAGCAUCUCUGUGCCCUGCUGGUGGGGGUGGCUUGGCUGGGGGGCUUCCUGCAUUCACUGGUUCAGCUCUUCCUGGUCCUUCAGCUGCCCUUCUGUGGGCCUAACGUGAUCAAUCACUUUGUCUGCGACCUGUACCCCUUGCUGGAGCUCGCCUGCACCGACACAUAUGUCAUUGGCGUCCUGGUGGUGGCCAACAGUGGUGUGAUCUGCCUGUUGAACUUCCUCAUGCUGGCUGCCUCCUACAUUGUCAUCCUGCGUUCCUUGAGGUGUCACGGUGCCGAGGGGAGGCGCAAAGCCCUCUCCACCUGUGGGGCCCACUUCACUGUUGUUGCCCUGUUCUUUGUGCCUUGUAUAUUUAUUUACAUGCGGCCAUCGUCUACUUUGUCCGUGGACAAAAUAGUGGCUGUGUUUUAUUGUAUUUUGACACCCAUGUUCAACCCCCUGAUUUAUACACUGAGAAACGCAGAGGUGAAAAAUGCCAUGAAAAACCUAUGGAAAAAAUGAGCAAUUGUGGAUAGAAGAUACAGGUACCGUAAGGAAAGAAAUAACGAGUCAUUCUCAGUAUAAGUUCAUAUUUUCAUGAUGAGAGCUGAGAGACUAUUAAAAAUUUCCAGAAUAAAACUGAUUUGAAUGUUUGAAAUUAUGUCUAGUCUAUCCAUGUCCUGUGAUACUGGCCAGACAAAUUAUUAUACACAACUUCAAUUUCUUUUAAACAGUUUACACUGCAUUGCAGAACAUGGAAACACCAACUCUUCCUCACCUUUGUCUGAGAUGGAGCCUUCAUCAGCCUGGGCUAGUAAGAGUCUGUGAUGAGUAGGACCCCUUGUUGGAGUGAAAAGUAUGACCCCUGGUCCUCCAACUCUGCACAUCAGAAUAUGAUCAGAGUAGUUACUGAUGGUUCACCUAUGCCUGAUUCUAUCUACAAUUUUU